GCCCGAGAAGGUGAGAUUUAAAUUUUUGCAGAUUUAACAACAUGCAAUUCCAAGGAAACGGUCAACCCCAUCCGGGAGGAUUCCGUCCACGUAGUGACAAACCGGACUUCUACGGUGGUGGUGGCGGUGGUCCCGGCGGCAAGCCACAUUUCAUGAACAAACCUGGUGGACCUCCACCAAUUCCUCCGUUUAAUCCGAAUGCGUACGGUGGACCAAAACCAAUGUACGGUAGCGGUCCCAAUGGACCAUCCGGAGGUCCCGGGGGGUUUAACAAGUUCCGCAGCAACAACUUUGGCGGGCCUACCGGAGUUGGAGGAAUGCCAAUAAAAAAAGAAUUCGGCGGACCAAAGUUGUACGGUAGCGGUCCGGGAAUGAAUGGCAGCGGAAAGCCCUUUUUUGAUAAACCGUUAGAUUCGUUCGGAGGCCCGAAAAAGUAUAACUCUAUGCCAAAUUCGUACGGCAACCGCAACGGUUACGGACCAAAACCUGAUUUCAACAACAUGAGUAAAGAAGAUCGUGCUAAAAUCCAAUCGCUUAAAGCGAAAUUCCCUGGUCAAGCAUUGGUUCCACCAAUCUGGGAAGAUCUGGAACCAUUCCAGAAAGACUUCUAUGUACCACAUCAAAAUGUUAUAAAUCGAUCUCCAGAAGAAGUCCAAUCAUUCCGUGAACGAAUGCAAGUCACAGUUAUGGGCAAUAGCGUACCACAUCCAGCGCAAAAUUUUGAAGAAGGCAAUUUCCCAGAUUUCGUAAUGAAUGAAAUCGAAAAGCAAGGCUUCCCAUCCCCGACAGCCAUUCAAGCGCAAGGUUGGCCAAUAGCAUUAUCUGGUCGAGAUUUGGUCGGAAUCGCGCAAACUGGAUCCGGCAAGACGCUUGCCUAUAUGUUACCCGGUAUCGUCCAUAUUGCAAACCAGAAACCACUACAACGAGGAGAAGGUCCCAUAGUUCUAGUGCUUGCCCCAACUCGUGAGCUAGCUCAGCAAAUCCAGACCGUAGUGAGAGACUUCGGUACACACUCUAAGCCGCAAAUUCGGUAUACUUGCAUCUUCGGUGGCGCGUUGAAAGGACCACAGGUACGCGACUUGGAGCGUGGUGUUGAGGUAGUUAUUGCAACUCCUGGUCGUCUAAUCGACUUCCUAGAGCGCGGUAUUACCAAUCUCCGUCGAUGCACAUAUCUUGUGUUAGAUGAAGCGGAAUACGUACCGAGUGGUUAGACACUAUUACUGCUGGAUGUGAUAUGUCCUUUGAUUAACUGCACUACAUCUGCUCGAUUUUAAUUACUUUUAAUCUAUCAGUUAAGUUGAAAAAAUAUUAAAUCACUUAAACACUAAACCGAAACUUAAACAACGGGCAUCACUUCUGCCUCGCGGAAUAAAACUUAAGAGUUAACACCUAAACGAACCGCGGACUAUCUAUAACGACGUAGGCACCUGCCUCACGAGGGGUAUCACUAUAACGACGUCGGACUUCCUUGAAGUCCCAGCUUAAGUCUUCGCCGCUACUCCGGUCACUCCGAAUUUUCCCGCGGCGUCGUCUUCUCACGAGAGCGGGCCGCUCUUCCGUCUCUUUCCUCGCGAACGUGCCCGUGCACGGCUGAUGCAAUCGUUGUUGACUUUUUCGUAAAUCCGCUCGGUUGCAUGUUUUGAUUAAACAUCCGCGAAUUGGAGUUUUUUGCUGUAAAUAUAAACUUAAAACAUUCGAACUUGCGUUCGAUUUAAUAACUGAGGUAUUGUUUUUGCCUCCAUAAUCAAAACAAUACCUUCUUUGAUUAUGAUCCACUUUUCAUAUUUUCAUAACAUGAGUGGUGGAUGGAAUUUCAAGUUUCAACACUUGCGAUGUUGAAACAAAUUGACAAGAGAAAUGAUUUCAUCAUCUUGUCCAUGCAUAUUAAUGACAAGUUUUUCCAAAGAUGUUUUUUCCAUUUAGGAUUUUUCUUAAUCCUUCUUUGGAAGAGAAUGGAAAUUAAUUGUAACCGCCUAAAAUCAGGUCGGCUCAAU
This is a messenger RNA of Wyeomyia smithii (pitcher-plant mosquito), 1994 nucleotides long. Its product is annotated as ATP-dependent RNA helicase p62-like. NCBI's taxonomy places the organism in Eukaryota, Metazoa, Arthropoda, Insecta, Diptera, Culicidae. The coding region runs from base 42 to 1211 and encodes 389 amino acids. The record is from RefSeq and is a predicted model, not a curated record. Gene Ontology annotation, cellular component: ribonucleoprotein complex; nucleus; cytoplasm. Gene Ontology annotation, molecular function: RNA binding; RNA helicase activity; ATP binding. The transcript has a single exon.